AAGUUGUGGGGUGCAACACAACAGCGAGUCGUUCAGUAGCUGAGUAACCAGAACUUGAAUUAAUUGAUAUAAAAUCUGUGAAAAAUGAACGUAGUGCCCGGAACGGCAUCCCUCCUCGAAGAGCUUGACAAAAAGCUAAUGGUUCUGUUAAGAGAUGGUAGAACACUUAUCGGAUAUCUCAGAAGUGUUGAUCAAUUUGCCAACCUGGUUCUUCAUCGAACUAUCGAAAGGAUUCACGUUGGCAAAGAAUAUGGGGAUAUUCCUCGGGGCGUUUUCAUCGUCCGAGGCGAGAACGUUGUUCUCUUGGGAGAAAUAGACAGGGACAAGGAAAAGGAUCUGCCACUAUCUCAGGUGCCUGUAGAUGAUAUAUUAGAUGCUCAAAGACGAGAGCAAGAAUUAAAGCAAGAUCAAGAGCAACUGAUGAGCAAAGCUCUGAAAGAACGAGGCCUCUCCUACAUUCCGGAUUUGGGGCAUGACGACAUGUUCUGACCCACAUCUAUUCCUACGACAAGUUCAUUUUCAUCAUCCUCAUCAUCUCAUAAGUCUGAUUGAAUGUACAAGAGAGUUGUUUAAUUUUGUGAAAGCAAAGGGAAAAAGGUGAAA
Messenger RNA from Diprion similis, 603 nucleotides. It is a transcript of the gene LSm1, whose product is annotated as U6 snRNA-associated Sm-like protein LSm1. The transcript has 3 exons. Gene Ontology annotation, molecular function: RNA cap binding. Lineage: Eukaryota; Metazoa; Arthropoda; Insecta; Hymenoptera; Diprionidae. The record is from RefSeq and is a predicted model, not a curated record. Gene Ontology annotation, cellular component: Lsm1-7-Pat1 complex; P-body. Gene Ontology annotation, biological process: deadenylation-dependent decapping of nuclear-transcribed mRNA. Bases 85 to 489 code for a protein of 134 amino acids.